Molecule: messenger RNA, 6010 nt
Organism: Monopterus albus (swamp eel)
Lineage: Eukaryota; Metazoa; Chordata; Actinopteri; Synbranchiformes; Synbranchidae
Gene: cpda
Product: carboxypeptidase D, a
Exons: 21
Coding region: 143-4261 (1372 amino acids)
Biological process (GO): protein processing; peptide metabolic process
Molecular function (GO): zinc ion binding; metallocarboxypeptidase activity
Source: RefSeq, a predicted model, not a curated record
UAGCCGGAAACAGGCAGGCCAUACGGGCUCUGGCAGUGACAAUACGGCUGUAACUGCGAGGAAAACAUAAAAUAUUUUUAAGCCUGGCGUGUGUUCUUUUAUUUUAAAGUCCGGAUGUUGUAGGGGUACAACACUCAUCAGCAUGGUAUACAAUUUGGAGCAUCUCUCGACGAUGCUGAAAGUGCGGGUAUCACUUUUCGCCUUUCUUCUCCUUCUUGUCUCCCUUGGUGAAGCCAGGCUGCACCGGACGCGACGCCUCAGCCCCUCAGCGGCGGAGACGGUAGAAACGUAUAACAAAUACUACAAUUAUGGUGACUUAACCGAGCGUUUACAGGCCUUAGCCCAGAUAUAUCCUCACAUAGCUAACUUAUCAAGCAUAGGUCGGUCUGUGGAGGGCAGGGAGCUCUGGGUGAUGCGUAUUACCAAGGAUCCCGAUAUAGACACGCCGGGGAGACCUAAAUUUAAAUACGUGGGGAACAUGCAUGGUGACGAGACCGUGUCCAGGCAGGUGCUGGUGUACCUCGUGGAGUACCUCCUGGCUUCAUAUGGAGAGGACCCACGUAUUACUGAGCUGGUAAACACCACGGAUAUUUACAUCAUGCCCAGCAUGAACCCUGACGGCUUUGAGAAAUCCACAGAGGGGGACUGCACUGGCGAAAGCGGGGGUAGAAAUAAUGCCAGAAAUAUAGACCUCAACAGAAGCUUUCCUGACCAGUAUGACGGGACGACCGUGACUCCAGAUAGUAUACCUGAGGUCAUGGCUGUGAUCAGAUGGAUCCAGGAGAAGAGGUUCGUGCUGUCUGGGAACCUGCAUGGCGGCACUGUGGUUGCCAGUUACCCUUUUGAUGAUUCAGCCUCCCACCAGCAACGGGGCCGUUACAGCCAGUCAGAGGACGACAGUCUGUUUCGCUACUUGGCUCUGGUGUAUUCUCAGAACCAUCCUGUGAUGAGUACGGGUCAGCCCAAGUGUUUCGAUGCCCCAGAAGAAACUUUUCAAGAUGGCAUCACCAAUGGGGCACAGUGGUAUGAUGUACCUGGGGGGAUGCAGGACUACAACUACCUCUAUGGAAACUGUCUGGAAAUCACCAUGGAGCUGAGCUGCUGCAAAUAUCCUCCUGCAUCUGAGCUCCAUCAUCAAUGGGAUCUGAACAGGGAAUCCCUACUAGCCUACAUGGAAAAGGUCCAUAUAGGUGUUCAUGGCUAUGUGAAAGAGGACAUCACUGGUGCUGCCCUCGCCAAUGUCAGCAUUGUGGUGGCAGGCAUUCGCCACAACCUGACCACUGGGAAGUAUGGGGACUUCUACCGCCUCCUAAUCCCUGGGACAUACAACAUCACAGCUGUGGUCCCAGGAUAUGCGUCACAGACAGUCAACCAUGUCCAGGUCAUGGAAGGGAAAGCCACAGAACUGAACUUUACCUUGGCACCUGUGGUCAGUUGGGCUGCCAGUAGCACCACUGUGCCUACAUCCUCGCUGCCAUCCACAACCACUGAGCCAAGCAUCUCCACUGCCACCAGCGCCACCCGCUUUUCUACCUCCUCCCAGAACUGGAUGGUUCCUACUGUGGAAAUCCAAACUAACCCCCCUUUGCUUCCAAAUGAACACCAAGCCAUCCAGCCACAGGAGUUUCAUCACCACAGCUAUGCAGACAUGGAGCUGUUCUUACGCAAGUACAGCAUCAAGUUCCCCUCUAUUACCCAUCUUCACUCUAUUGGGCACUCCGUAGAAGGCCGUGAGCUCUAUGUGAUGGUCAUCUCCAACAAGCCCACUGUUCAUGAGCAUGGUGAGCCAGAGUUUAAAUAUGUGGCCAACAUGCAUGGUAAUGAAGUGGUGGGUCGAGAGUUGUUGCUCAAUCUCAUUGAGUACCUGUGCCGUAACUAUGGUACUGACCCGGAGGUCACUGAGUUGGUCAACAGCACCCGCAUUCACAUCAUGCCUUCAAUGAACCCUGAUGGCUAUGAGGUAGCCACUGAAGGUGAUGUAAAGGGCUACACAGGGCGCAACAACAGUAACAAUUUUGACCUGAACCGCAACUUUCCAGACCAGUUCGCCACCAUCACAGAGCCCAGACAGCCAGAGACUAUAGCUGUGAUGAACUGGCUGAAGAGCAUCCCCUUUGUCCUGUCAGCCAACCUCCAUGGAGGUUCCUUGGUGGUCAACUACCCUUAUGAUGAUGACAAAGACGGGGCAAUUCAAUACAGCCCGUCGCCUGAUGACAGGGUCUUUCAGCAGUUGUCUAAAGCCUACUCACAGGAAAAUCCUCUGAUGCACAGUGGACACCCUUGUGAGGGCCUGUACCCUGGUGAAUACUUUGAAGAUGGCAUCACCAAUGGUGCCAACUGGUACAAUGUUCCUGGUGGCAUGCAGGACUGGAACUACCUAAACACCAACUGUUUUGAGGUCACCAUUGAAUUGGGUUGUGUAAAGUACCCUAAGGCUAAGGACCUGCCUACCUACUGGGAACAAAAUCGAAGAGCCUUGCUUCAGUUUAUACACCAGGUCCACACUGGAGUAAAGGGCACGGUCUCUGACAGCAGGGAUGGUACAGGGAUUCCCAAUGCCACCAUUAGCGUGGAGGGGAUUGAUCACCACAUCUCCACAGCUCACACUGGGGACUACUGGAGACUGCUGGCCCCUGGCACUUAUCUCAUCCAAGCAUCUGCCCAUGGGUAUGAACCUAGGAUGACCUAUGCCUCAGUCUCAAAAGAUAGAGUGGAGGUGGUGGACUUCAGACUGACACGUUUACACUCAGACCCUAAUGGCCAGUCUACAAACGGCCUUGAACCCACGCAAAACCCAUCUGAGAAGGAGUUUCAGCACUUAAUCAAGGACCUGUCUCUAGGCCAGGGUUUGGAGCAGCUGGUCAAAAGCAUAGCCACAGAGAACACAUUCCGCUACCGACGCUACAAAGAGCUACCCGAUACUUUCAGGAGCUUCACACUUAACUUUCCCAAAAUUACAGCUGUACGCAGUUUGGGCCAAAGUGUAGAGUUUCGAACCAUUUGGGCUCUGGAAAUCUCCAACACACCUCAGGAAGCUGAGCCAUCUAAACCCAAAAUUCGCUUUGUAGCAGGCAUCCAUGGUAAUGCCCCAGUGGGCACCGAGCUACUGCUGGAGUUUGCUACGGUCCUGUGUACCAACUAUGGCAAGAACCCAGUCAUCACUAGACUCAUCAACGAGACCCAGAUUGUUAUUGUGCCCUCUAUCAACCCAGACGGACGAGAACAGGCCAUUGAGAAGCAGUGCGCCUCCACCCAGGGCCUGACCAAUGCAAAUGGCAAAGAUCUGGACACAGAUUUCUUUGGCAAUGCAUCACAGCGUGUGGCAGAGGCCCAACCAGAGACCAGUGCAAUGAUGGAAUUAAUUUUAGAAAAGGGCUACACACUGUCUGUAGCCCUCGAUGGAGGGUCCCUUGUUGCCACGUACCCUUAUGACAAGCCUGUCCAGUCUGUUGAAAAUGAGGGUACAUUGAAGUACUUGGCAGGUGUUUAUGCCAACAACCACCCCAAGAUGCACCUCGGGACCACUGCAUGUUCAAACGAUGGACAGAUGGGCAACAUCCCAGAUGGAGUUAUCAGGGCAGCAGAGAGACAAAGUCACAUGGGGAGCAUGAAGGAUUUCAGCAUGGACUUUGGCCACUGUCCAGAAAUCACAGUGUAUACUGGCUGCUGUUUGUUCCCUCCUGUUGAGCAGCUGGCUUCUCUCUGGGCUGAGAACAAGAAGGCACUCCUAAGCAUGUUGGUGGAGGUCCAUAAAGGGGUGCGUGGUGUGGUGAGGGACAGGAGUGGAAAACCUAUUGUUGGAGCGAUCAUUGUACUGAAUGGAGGAGCGAGAGUCUUCACUACACAGGGCGGCUACUUUCGUGCACUGUUGGGUCCUGGCAGCCACAGCAUUGAAGCUGUAGCUGAUGGCUACCAACAGCAACGUCAAGAGGUGGUGGUCUCUUCCUUUGAAGCUGCUAGCUUCAUCAUUAUUGAGUUUGACAUGGACAACAGUGUCUUUGGCCUGCCCAGAGAGUUUGUGGUGGCAAGUGCAGCGGCCACCAUGACAGCAUUGGUGGUGACGGCAUGCAUCAUCUGGUGUGUGUGCGCGGCCAAGUCUAAUCAUCAAAAGGAUGGCUUUCACCGUUUGCGACAGCACCGAGAUGAUUAUGACGACGAGAUCCGGCUUACGUCUAUGAGCUCCAAGAAGUCGCUGCUCGCGCACGAGUUUCAGGAUGAGAGUGAGAGUGAGGAGGAAACGCUGUACGCCAACAAACUCUGAGAACCACUGCACCAACUUGGCUGCUGGCUCAGUAUUUUCUUCUGAUCUCAUCCCUCUGGCUGUCAAGGAGCAGGUUGAACUUGGGGCAGCUUCUCUGUCUCUCUACUUUGCCGAGACCAAGAGUGAUAAAGACACUUUGUUCAGUUAUACCAACAGGCUUUGAGCACUUACUUCUGGUCACACAGUUAUUAGUGCUAUUAAAUUAAUACUUAAGAACAUCCUGCUGCUGGUGUCUGCAUUUUCGUUCUCUCUCUCUCUCUCUCUGCUUGACUGGUUCAACCGAUGGAGAGAAGGUGACAAAGAAGGCAAAGAAACGGGUUCAGCCCGCUGUGCUUCUCAACUGUCCUCAGCAUCAGUUUUUGAGUCCCAAAGCUUUUUUUUUUUUUUUGUUUCUGAGCCAAGAGUGCUCUUUCAGACCACUGUCUGUCCCGCCCAGCUAAAGGGUCAGGCCAAUAAGUCCAAAUAAACUCUUGCUUUAGUGGUUGUGUAAUGAACUCUGGAUGGAAGUGUUCACAGUCUCCCUGAUGAUGUCUGUCAUGGCCAUGCAUUUUGACCAGUAGUGCUCUGAGUUGGGAAUCUUCUGCUUUUACCCGAGACAGCGUUGCCAUGUUAAAAUGUGAACCUUUGGAAGACUGAAUCCAAUACUGUGCCUUGGCUUCUGUAGAGUUUAGAGUCCGGUUGGGCUGUUGUGUGGAACAAGAUGCAGCAACGGAAUGAAAGGAAUACUUGGGCCAAGUUGCAAUUUGAUCCAUCCUAUUCUCAGGUGGUAGGAAAAGUGAAAUGAUGAUAUAAGGACUCCAAUUCCAAUGCUGCAUUGUUUCUGGCUAACCUGUGUUCAGUAGUUUUUUUUUUUUUUUUUUUUUUUUUUUGUCUCUUCCAUUUCUUCUUUGGUGAGGUGUGGCCAAAAUCAUAAAAGGAGGGAGUUUCUCAAAGGCUUUAAGUCAUUAGGGAGAAUCUAUUACCAAGCUGGAAUGAAACCCUUCUCAGUUAGUGCAGGGUGUUUUAAUAUAUGUGUGGCGAUCACUUGCACUAAAUCUAAAGCGAGAAUCAUCCUUUAUCAUUAGCCAAGAAAAAAAAACUAUAAAUAUCUAAGUAAUCAUGAGAAUGCCCCCCCCCCCCUUUUUUUAAGUAUAAUUUAGGUUUUAGUACAAUUUCAAAUUUUUUGUACAUGGAACCUAACUGCUGACUUUGAUGCAUAUCACGAUGAGUCUCUGCCCUGUUUUUGACACUUUCACCAUAUCCCUUAUCUUUUACUGCCAGUUUUGUUUAUAUCUGAGCAUCUUAGUUUAGGUUUGUCCUACAUUAAUGAUCAUUGUCUAUGAAUCAAUGUCAGUCACCCAUACUAUGUUUUAAAGGUCCAGUGCAAAGAAGGGCAUAUUUUCUGAGCUAAUUUUAAAACAAAGGUCAUAUGGAGCUUAGUCCACUCAACUGUGAUGAUGACUGCAAGCUCAAAAUGCGUCAUCUGAUGAUUAAUUUGCACUCAUUGUGUUUCAGACAAUUGUUUGGGGAGCUGAAAAAGAAGCUACAGAUGAAUUCCUUUAGUGGCUUAAAAGAAACACCGUAGUCUGGUGUGAAAUGAUAAUGAAGUGCUUUACCAUUUCUCAUCAUAUGUAAGGAGUUCAUUAGUCAUUGGAUGAAAGCAUUUGAGUGGGAUACAGGCAAAAUGAGGGAAAGGGUUUGUGUGUAGACUUGCAAGAAAAUUGUGGUUUUCAUCAGAAAUCAAUGUGUAAGUACAAUUAACUGAUUUAG